AACCGCUUGCAGGUUGUCGACCUCAGGGAAGCCGAGUGCUGCUGCCACCUCUCAAAAGCUCAACAAGAUUUGUCCGAACGACCUAGAGGCACACGACAUCCGUGCAUGCAUCGGUUUGCGCAUCAUGAUGGAAACGUCUUCGCCGCUGGCUGCCAUCCGGCCGGCGCCGCCAUCGACCUUCGGCCAGGCCGACCUUUUCGGACCUCACCUGGUGCCCAGCCCUCUCGGUCGAAGCCAAUUCGCUUUCCAUCCCCAAAAGGCCGAGUACUUUAAUCCCAGUGGUAUUCGCGGUUCAUCUCCAGGAACAUCAUUAGCGGCCGACCUAUCGCAGAAUUUCAAACUCAACGAUGCCAGUCCGAUGUUCCCGAACCCACGCCGCGCCCUGUUCACGACGGCCGCCAUGAUGAAUACCCUUGAGGGUCGCGGCUAUGUGACUACGCCGCCUCUACCACCUUCAUCGUCCCCUGGCUGUGCCGAGAUGAUGGAAAUGUCGCCAUUGCCGCACAAGGGACCUUUUGUGACUCAGGUCGAGAUCCCAUCGCCAACACCGGGCUCUGACGACACCCCUCUUCUCGAAUCCCUCGAAUCUCCAGGCCCGAGUUCAACUCCGCUACAAUCCGUGGCUGACAAUCGCAAAAGGCUUGGUCUUAGGCGGCCAUCCCUCAGCCGUGCAAAAGCCUUCACCUCAACCGGGGCCGGGGACCCCAGCCAGCUCGGUUCUUCUCCGACUUCGUGUAUAUCGAUGGCCGAGAGCAUGGAUGACUCGCCUUCCCAGGAACGGCGCCCUGAGAGCGCGGAUAGUCCCUGCGCUCACAUGGCGUCUGCACGGCCGAAAGCACAGUUCAACAGCCUCGCCGGCGUGAGCGGUGUGCGGAAUGGAUCACCCAUUACGAGCCAUUCCCGGAGGACAUCGAACCUAUUCCUGCGGCCACGGAAGCAGCAGUAUAGACGCUCAUUGAGCAUGUUCGAGAACCACGGCGAUGCUGGGAAGGCGAAGGCCGAAGGAAAGCUGAAUCCCUGCCUGGCGCUUCACUCGGUCAUGGACCUCGAUGAACCUCAAGAGCCCAUCCUGCCACACUUCUUCCUGGAGGACCGGGACAACAUUCCUCGCAUCACGCGCGAAACGAUGCUCGAUGUCCUAGACGGCAAGUACAACCAGCAGUUCGAUCACAAGAUGAUCAUCGACUGCCGGUUCGAGUAUGAGUACAAUGGAGGUCACAUCAACGGGGCGGUCAACUACAACGAUAAAGAGUUGUUGGCAGCCCAGUUGGUCGAGAACCCGAUCGAGGGCCGCACACUUCUUAUCUUCCACUGCGAAUAUUCGGCGCACCGGGCACCCCUGAUGGCUCGCCACGUUCGGGCCGCGGACCGGAACGCGCAUGCCCACGAGUACCCCAAACUCAGCUACCCGGAGAUUUACAUCUUGGAUGGCGGCUACAGCGCCUUCUUCUCGGAUCACCCAGAGCGAUGCUACCCGCAGGCCUACGUUGAGAUGAACGAUGCUCAACAUGUCAACACCUGCGAGCGGGAACUGAGCCGACUGCGCCAGAACCGCAGGGGCCUGGGCCGCGCGCAAACUUACGCUCUUUGACGCUCACUUGACACAUUUCCCAUUGACGACGCAUCACUUACUGACACAUCUGUCAAAUUUUUUCCUUUGUUUGUACGGCAUUAGACAUGUUAGCAUAGCGUGGCGUUAUACGAGCAUAGCAUUCCUGAGUUAGACGG
Molecule: messenger RNA, 1728 nt
Organism: Chaetomium strumarium
Lineage: Eukaryota; Fungi; Ascomycota; Sordariomycetes; Sordariales; Chaetomiaceae
Product: Rhodanese-like domain-containing protein
Exons: 4
Coding region: 125-1591 (488 amino acids)
Biological process (GO): protein dephosphorylation; positive regulation of G2/M transition of mitotic cell cycle; positive regulation of G2/MI transition of meiotic cell cycle
Cellular component (GO): nucleus; cytoplasm
Molecular function (GO): protein tyrosine phosphatase activity
Source: RefSeq, a predicted model, not a curated record